AUGAGUGGCCAAAAUGGAUACGGAAAUGGUUAUGGAUACUCCGGCCCAAACCGAUACGAUACGAACGACGGAGCUUACAGCGGCAGCAACAGCAAUAGCAGCCUCGGGGUGAGCGGCUACAGUGGACGCAGUGCGGGAGCAUCAAGCGCGGGAGGUCGAUCAGAUCGCCGCCCUGGCGGAUAUGGCGGUUUCUAUGAGGAAACGCCGCAGCAAUCUACUUUGUCGCCAGGCCAGUCUUCAGCGCCGAGCCAAUCCCAGUCUCCGGAGCGCCGUCGCGAUCGCUCAGACCGCGAUUGGCAGCAGCCUUCAUCGCAGUCCAAGUCACGGUCUCGGUCGAGAAACCAAGAGCCUGGAAGGAAACGACAGGAAGAUAGGACUGGAGAUGCGAUGCGAUAUGCGCAAAAGAGAGACCAGGAGAGGAAGGCGCCUCCGGUGGUGAAGAGAAGCAAUACAGCUGGGGAGGCCCAGGCCAUUGAAACAAUUUUGCAAUCAAUUCAACAAGAUUGGGAUUUUAUGACCGAUGCCGAGUGCGUGCCCGUACACGUUGCCUUGAGUCUGAUGGACACUAGCACACUAGGGAAGGCGGACCGCGAAGAUGACUUCAUUCGCAUGUACAAUGACAUUCAAAAGACACUGAAGGCCAUUGUGAACGAGCAUCAUCAGGGUUUCAACAGUUCUAUCGGAAUUUACCACAAGAUUCAGUCCAACAUAUCGUCAUCGCAAAGUCGAGUGCGCAGCUUGAGGAACGCGUUGGACCAAGCCAAAUCCGGAUUAAUAUCGACCAAGCCUGAAUUGAAGGGACUAGCAACGUCUUCUCAAAACUACGAUGAUAUUGUUCAGCUGUUUGCCCAAAUUGAAGAGAUUCAAUCUCUCCCCGAAAAGCUCGAAUCACAAAUUUCAGACAAGCGCUUCCUAGCAGCAGUGGAUGUACUUCAUACUGGUCUUCGAGUCCUGCGGCGCUCGGAGCUGGAGGAAAUUGGUGCUUUGUCCGACAUCCGCGCAUACUUCAUCAACCAGGAAACAUCACUGACAGACAUUCUGAUUGAGGAGCUGCACGAUCACCUUUACCUAAAAUCACCCUAUUGCUCAGAUAGGUGGAAGGCCCCAACCACUGACGGCGAGUCCACUACUUCUAGUUGGGCUGGCAAUCGGUCGUGGGAACGGCCAGUCUACGGUUUCCUGGCCAAAUUUGAUCCAUUGACUCCAAUGGUCGAGGAUGCCUCCCGGAACCCAGAGGCCGAUACGUUCUCCUACAUCCAACUUCUGAUCGAGGCUCUCAACAAGAUGGGGCAUCUUGAUGUUGCGGUGCAUCGAAUUGAACAGCGCCUGCCAGUUGAACUGUUUGCUGUGGUGGACAAGACGAACGCAGAGGUCGAUACGCGCUAUCCGGCACCUAACAAGAGCUUUUCGGCCCAGGACAACUACUACAAGCAGUCUAGUCUUCCCACUGAGAUCAUUGAGAAGCGAGGCCAUGUGCUUUCUGAAUUCUUGUGGGCACUAUAUGCCAAGUUUGAAGCAAUUGCGGAAGGCCACCGAGUUCUUCACGAUGUCGUGGCUGCCAUUGUUGAGAGAGAAGGCCUCAAAAGCGAAACGCUCUCUGGUGGGUUCAAGGAGCUGUGGUCGCUUCUACAGAGCGAGAUCCGAUCCCUCAUGCAUGAUUACCUUGCCACCGAUGGUGAUUCAUCCGCUAGACAAGAAGAAGCCGACUCGCGUCGUCAUGUCUACUCCAGUGCCCGUGAUAAGAACAAGAAAUUGUUUAAAUUAUCCGAUAUUGAGCACAGCUUGGAGAUGAAAGCGGAGCAAGACGAACUGGAUGAGAUUCUCAAAUCAUCGGUGCCAGGUCUUGUUUCCAAGUCAAGGUCAAAGACUGCAACAAAUGACACCGCACAGUCCAACAAGGGCAACUCAGGAACCGGGCACAAGAUCUUACUUGAGCCAAGCGUUUUCAACAUGAGUAUUCUUCUUCCCCCUUCCUUAUCCUUUAUCCAACGUCUCAAAGAUAUCGUCCCGGUCGAUUCAAAUAUUUCCAUGGGCACAUUGACGUCCUUUUUGGAUGACUUUAUGGUCAACGUCUUCUUGCCGCAACUGGACGAGACUGUGACAGAUCUGUGUACACUGAGCUUCAUUGCGGCCGAUGCGUUCAUGGAGGAUCCUCAAUGGUCCAAGGUCUCUCCUCGGCCUAUAUUCAAGGGUACAGUCAAGUUCAUGUCAAUUGUCAGGGAAUUUAGCAAGAUGCUCUCGAGCAUCCCCCAUGAUCAAGCAUUCACUCAGCUUCUGAUUGAUCAGAUCGUGACCUACUAUGACAAGUGCUGUGGAUGGUACAAAGCAAUGGUCACAAAAGUAUCCGCCCACAACUCCAAUGGCGAAGUCCAAUUGAAAGCUGCGGCCUCAUUCGCUGCACAGGGUGACAUUCAUGAUACAGUCGAUGAACUUUGGAAGGGAGCUGGUGACAAGAAGCAGACCUUGAUCGAUACUGAAAUCGAUCUUCUUUUGAAGCGAACCAACGAGAAGUCUUUGGAACCAUACGACAUCAUAUCCGACCCCAAGACAGUGGUGUCACUCUCGCUCUUGUAUAACAGUAUGCAGUGGCUUGGAAGUCACCUCGCAAGGAUUCGCCAAGUGGUUGAGCACACCGCCGAUGCCGAGUCAUCAAGUCUGACUGCGACUGGUCGGCCCUCUCGCCGAUGGACUUUGUUCGGGUCCACGAAGCCAAAACGCGAUAGCAUCAACAACCCGGUCCAUUUGCCCCUCAACCACGAGACUGCCGUGGCCUUUGAUGGGACUCUUCAGUCACUACAUGGGCUGGGCUCUACCGCACUGCUCACCAUGCACGUUGAUAUCCGCUGUGGUAUCAUACACAUGUUGACUAGAACUAUGUCGGGGCCCAAUCCACCUACUCUACGGAACUCCGAGCCAGUCACCCCCUCCCCCAGCUUAGUGGAAAACUGGUGGCACAUUAUCAUGAACCAACCGACUGCCGCUUCGCCCACCAUUCUCGCGCUAAAUAAUGAUCUCAUCGCAUUCGACACCAAUAUUUCAACCUACUUGGGCUCUGCGGAACGUUGGUUCAUCACCUCCGGCCUGGCCCGGUUCAUUGAUCGCGUCUUCGUAGCAAGCACCCGAUACAUUGGAGCAAUGAAUGAGAAUGGAGCCUUGCGUCUCCAGCUCGAUGUGCUUGUUCUUCAGCAAAACUUGAAGAACAUCAUCAUUGACCCCACUAGUGAGUCGUCGACCGCAGCAACAGACUUGCAUGCGCAGGCAUCUCAAGAGGUUGUGGCCCUUCCACGGAGUGCCAAAUUCCUCGAUUGGUUCCUUGAGGGGGCCGAAAAGUCCCUGGACUAUUCCAAAGACGAAAAAGAGGCGUUCGCAUCACAAGGUGCCAAGGCCUUGGCUGCUGGCAAUGGUGAACCGUUCACCUACGAUGAACUGCGGGUUCUGGUCGACCUUUGUUUCUCCGAGAUCUUGCGCGGCCCGCGUGGAGCAGAGAGUCGAGAGGACUUUAUGUCGGCGAAGAAGGCCAGCGCAGAUGCGCUACUCAGGCUGAAUGAGAUCAUGUGGGAUGCCCGGUAG
Molecule: messenger RNA, 3570 nt
Organism: Penicillium salamii
Lineage: Eukaryota; Fungi; Ascomycota; Eurotiomycetes; Eurotiales; Aspergillaceae
Source: the annotation of a GenBank genome assembly